AUGUGGAUAAAAGGUUCGAAGGCCAUAAGACGCGGUUCUCUGUGCCAGUCUCUCAACCUUACUUGCAUUCUGCCCAUUGCAACUGGUGAAUGGGAUCGCUUAAGUGUUAUACAAGGGGAAUUGAACACCAUCAUGCGUGCCUACAUGAGAGAAAAUCGUGUGACCAUAGGAACAGAGCCAGCCACCAUGAAACGCAAGGAAGAUCUUCCUAUUCUAGAGGAUGAAGCUCGAAACGCCAUCAGGAAACUGCCGAACGAGAAAGCAGUGGAUCCUGACGAUAUCGCAGACGAAAUGAUCAAAACCUUAGGCGACACCAGAAUCAAAAUGAUGACAAGCCUUAUCAACGCCAUCUAUGAUGAAGGGCGGAUACCAAAAGAACUUUGUACAUCAGUGUUUAUUGCUCUGCCAAAGAAAGCAGGAGCAAAGAAUUGUGAAUUAUCCCGCGCAAUAAACCUGAUGAGCCACGUCACGAAGAUGAUCUUAAAGAUUCUUUUGGAGAGAACAAAGGGAGAGCUCGCUGGAGAACAAUAUGGUUCUAUGCCUGACAAAGGGACCAGGAAUGCUGUUUUUGUUCUGAGAAUGGUUUCCGAGAGAACGAUACUAGUACAGAAAAGCGUCUAA
Penaeus indicus is the source of this 621-nucleotide messenger RNA. RefSeq lists its product as uncharacterized. The transcript is spliced from 3 exons. Lineage: Eukaryota; Metazoa; Arthropoda; Malacostraca; Decapoda; Penaeidae. The coding region runs from base 1 to 621 and encodes 206 amino acids. The record is from RefSeq and is a predicted model, not a curated record.